Messenger RNA from Nicotiana attenuata, 1651 nucleotides. RefSeq lists its product as uncharacterized. NCBI's taxonomy places the organism in Eukaryota, Viridiplantae, Streptophyta, Magnoliopsida, Solanales, Solanaceae. Gene Ontology annotation, biological process: glycerophospholipid biosynthetic process. Bases 196 to 1341 code for a protein of 381 amino acids. The transcript is spliced from 13 exons. The record is from RefSeq and is a predicted model, not a curated record. Gene Ontology annotation, cellular component: mitochondrion.
AUGAUAAUAUAAUUUCAAUACACAGAAAUCAAACAAUUAAUAAAAAACAUUUAAAUUAUGUAGUCUAGUAGUACCACUUAUGUGUUGCAAUUCAAUAAACCAAUCGGCUUUUACUGUAGAAAAUAUUCAGCACAAAGGCAAAAAGCGGGGAUAGGAGCAUCUUCGCCAAGACACCAGCUUUGGAUCAAAGAGACGAUGAGAAUUCUCCAGAUCUUAACAAGAAAGCUCUCUUCUUCCCAGAUUCUAAGCACAGCGCCUUCACUAUCUUCAACUUUCUCCUCUCGUCAACUUCACUCUCUCUCCAAUCCAGCGUCAUUCGGCAUUGCGUUUGACAUUGACGGCGUCCUGCUUCGUGGCAGCAUCCCUAUCGCCGGCUCUCCUCAAGCUCUCAAACGCCUCUAUGAUGAUUCUGGUACUCUGAAAGUUCCCUAUGUAUUCUUGACCAAUGGAGGUGGUGUUCCUGAAUCUAAAAGAGCAAAGGAGUUGGCCAGAUUAUUGGAUGUCAAUAUCCUGCCUUUACAGGUUAUACAGGGGCAUACACCGUUCAAACAAUUGACGAGAAGAUUUGAGGAUGAGCUUGUUGUUGCUGUUGGAAAAGGAGAACCCGCUGAAGUGAUGUCUGAAUAUGGUUUUAAAAAUGUUCUCUCCAUAGACGAGUAUGCAUCUUAUUUUGACAACAUUGAUCCAUUGGCCCAAUACAAAAAAUGGACAGACAAGCAGGAUCUUAAUCAGAAUAGCAAGUCUAAGCAUUUUGCUUUGAGCAAUGAUCCAUGCUCACAGAGAGUGCAAGCAGUCUUUGUUGUUAGUGAUUCUGUUGAUUGGAGCAGGGACAUCCAGGUUCUCUGUGACAUUCUAAGGACUGGAGGCCUGCCAGGAAAAGAGAUUGCACACCAGCCACCACUUUUUUUUGCAAAUGAUGACCUUGCCUAUCAGGCUCUGUUUCCAUCAGAACGACUUGGCAUGGGUGCUUUCAGAAUUGCAUUAGAAUCCGUCUUCAAUGCUAUCCACCCUGCUGCGCUGAAGUAUACGUCAUAUGGAAAACCAAGUCCGUUUGUAUAUAAAAAUGCGGAGACAGUAUUGACGCAAGUUUUACAAUCAUCUCAAGAUAACAAUCAGGUAGAUGGUAGAGAGCAGCUUUUCAAAACCUUAUAUAUGAUUGGUGAUAAUCCCGCUGUUGACAUCAAAGGAGCUCGUCAGGCUGGAAAUCCUUGGUUCUCUAUUUUGACAAGGACUGGGGUCUUCAAGGGGAAAGAAAAUCAUGACGAUUGCCCAGCAGAUCUGGUUGUGGACACAGUGGAAGAAGCAGUAGACUACAUUUUGAGCAAGGAGUGUAUCUCAUGAUGCACAUCUGGAAAAAUUCAAAUUUGUUCUUACUGCAAUAAAGCAUUGGUUAGAGCUCGUCCCCGGUUGAAGAAACAAGUACUGCAAACCUGAUUCUUAAAUCUGAGAGAAAAGUACGUGAAGAUAUUUAGCACAUCAAGCCGAGUUGAUUCUUUGUCCAGAUCAUUUCUUGAUUUAAACGAUCUUGAUAUCUGUUUGUCCUAGUGUGUCAUUCUUAAACUUCAAAUGACUUUGUUAUGGAGUAGGCUCUGGCUUCUUAUAGGAUUUUACUUCACAAGUUACUUGAUAGAUCAAGUUUUGCAAAAUAGAA